AUGAAGAGGCGAGCGGAUGAUUUAUUAAUUUGCAGUCCUUGUGGCUUUUCCACAAGACGGAAAAGUCAUCUACUAAGACACAACGACACUGAAAAACAUGUGAGAAACACCAAAAUAGCCUCUAUCAGCGAGCGGCAGACUUUUCCAAAUGGCAGUACAAGCAAUCCCGACAGUGACACAUUAGCCUCGACUGCACAGGCUCAGAGUGAUGAAACCGCAAAGUUUAUAUGGUUUAUCAUGAAGGAAAGUGGUGUAGAUAUGCCUUCAUUUUCUUCUGUGAAGAAUUUGGUAGUAAGUGGUGAUAUGACACCAGAAAGUAUGCUGUCUCGUGAAGAAGGUCCGGAUGGAAAUCCUUUUUGGAUAAUAAAGCCAUCAGCCUUGCUGAAGAUGACACUGGCACAUCCUGAAACUUCCGCAUACUUGUUAAGAUAUGGUCGAGUGUCAUCAGAUGGCACAACAAUGUUGCAAGAGCAAACUGAUGGAUGUAAAUGGGUUCAAGAGAUUCAUACCAAUUAUGCCCAAAAUGGACAGACAUAUUUCUUCUCAGGAGACUUUGUUCAACUAUCUGAUCCAGAGAGCCAAGAGAUUGGACAAAUAUCUUCAUUUCUUCAAGACAUUCAAUAUGACAUUACAUAUGCUAGAGUGAAAAUGUUUAGGAGAAGUGCUGCUGAAAACAGUUUGGUGUGCUUGGAAACAGAAAAGAGAUGGAAUAUUAGUCAUUUGUCUCAAAUCGACGUCACUAGUCAUUCAUUCUACAGAGUUGUCGAUGACAAAGUGAUUCCUCUAACAGAAACGUUCAUAGAUAAAACAGUUAAAAACAGAUCCACUCCUUCCUUCACAGUUCCUAUUAAUUUAUUUUUGGACGACACAAGUGCCAAUAAAUCAAAAAAAUGGAAACCUCUGCACUGUCUGCAACUACAACUUUCUGGACUUCCAAAAAUUCUCAAACAGAAUCCACAAUCUAUUAAAUUUUUGUCAGCUUCCACUGAUGUGCCAAUUCUCGAAAUGGCUCGUGCAGUCAUUUCUGACAUAAAAAAAAUCAGAAAGGCUGAUAAAGAAACCUGUAUAUCAAAAGGAACAGAAAGACAUCCUGAGGAUACAAGUAGAAUUUUAAACCAUCUGUCCAUCAACAACAAUAGAGAGUUAAGACAGGCUCAUGGAUUGAAACCAGCUGAAAAUCCUCUUUGGGAUAUUAUUGAUCCACAUAGGGACAUUCCAGUAGGAAUUUUGCAUUGGUUAUACCUUGGCCUUGGUAAACACAUACUGAAAAUGUGUUUACAAGAACUCUCUGAGCCAAAGAAGGAAGAGCUGAGCCUGUUGAUUGAAAGUAGUGACCAGAGUGGGUUUCAAACAAAAUUAUCUAGUGACACGGUCAGAUACCUAGACAGCAGGCAAGGGAAGGACAUCAAAACUUAUCUUCAAAUUGCCCCAUUCCAUUUUUCAAUGACAGGACUGGAGAGGGCUAAAGUGGACUUACUCUGCCAACUUGCUCAGAUUAGUAAAAUUCUAACAUGUUGGAAUGAAUACACAGAAUUUAAUCUGGCCUGUCUGCAGGACAAAAUUGAUGAAUACCUUCGGGGUGUUUCUGAUAUCUUUCCACAUCUUUUGCAGAAAGUGAAGACACAUCUUUCUGUUCAUAUUGUAGAUGACAUCUUCAGACAUGGUCCAAUGGACAACUACAAAGAAGACGCAUUUGAAAAAAUGCAUGGCCGCAUUAGAGACCAAAUGUUUAAUCAAAACUUGCAUGCAAGAAGCAGGGACACAGCCUAUGCCUUUGCUGAAAUGGAAGUCCUGCAACAUGUUUUAACUGGGGGAUACUUUCCCUCAGGAGAUACAUGGUUACAAGCAUCACAGCUUGUUCAAACUGCCUCUAGCAGUAAAUCGGUUAAGCAUUUUCUGGGCAUUCCUGUAGCAAAUGAGCCAUCCUUUGCCAUCAGUAGAGAUCUCAGAAAAGCAGUGGGAAGACAGAAGGGUUACUUGCAAUGGGAGUAUGUUGAUUCUGAUUCUGUAGAAUCCCUCUCUCAGCUAUACCAGAAUGAGAUCAACUUCCUUGGGGCUCAGAGAAGCUUAUUUAAUGCAGUGAAGGCUCAGUCAGGAGAGUUAGUGAAUAAUGGGAAUUACAUACUUUUCACAGACAAUGACGAUGUGGAAAAUGUUGCUAUGUUUAUCCAGGGAUGGCUUGUUUCAACUGCCUUGGGAGUGCAAGUGCAAAUAGCGCAACUACAUUUAUUUGAGAAAAUUGAAGAUGCCAGAUUAUUUGGGGAAAUGAAUUUUGAGAGGGUGCAAUUAACAGAGCAGAAAGUUUUUAUUCAGUCCUCCAGAAUCAAAAGUGUGAUUUGCUUGGUGCAUGAUUGUUUGAAUGAGGGAUGUAGAAUGAAAGAGGGUGAAGUAAGUGUGCGUGUUGAGCAAGAGAUGAGAGAAGUGAAGAAAAAGUUUUGGAAGCACAAGAAUAACUGUGUGUUUUUUCUGAACAGAUUAAGUUUUGCAAACAAAAAAGACAAAUAUUUUGUUUAA
Messenger RNA from Saccostrea echinata, 2514 nucleotides. RefSeq lists its product as uncharacterized. The transcript is spliced from 15 exons. The record is from RefSeq and is a predicted model, not a curated record. Bases 1 to 2514 code for a protein of 837 amino acids. NCBI's taxonomy places the organism in Eukaryota, Metazoa, Mollusca, Bivalvia, Ostreida, Ostreidae.